This is a messenger RNA of Spodoptera exigua (beet armyworm), 3838 nucleotides long. NCBI's taxonomy places the organism in Eukaryota, Metazoa, Arthropoda, Insecta, Lepidoptera, Noctuidae. The record is from the annotation of a GenBank genome assembly.
CGACGCGUUGUCUAUGGUUAUUUUCGUAAUAACAAUUUAGGCAGAUUUGGCAGAUCGUCGUCGCGCUGCAGCUGUUUGUAGGGCGAUUGAGUUUGCAGUGUCGAAGUGUUUUGAAAUAAUCUGACUGGUUGCUUUGUUUUGUCGUACGACAGUGUAUUUUCAAUGAUUUUAUUCAGAGGAAAGUGCUGUUCCAGAAGUGAUUUUAAGUUUUUGUGAUUUUUUUACUAAGCAAAGAGAACCAUCAUGGAUUUCAAAACAGUCGUAUUCAACGCUGCUCGAGAUGGAAAUCUUACGCGACUAAAAGCGUACCUACACAGUUGGCGCUCUGCAGACGAGCUGAACAUGUUGGUGGGUGCGAAGGUCGGUGGAGCGACGCCACUAGUCAUCGCUUGCAGAAACGGUCAUUACGACGUCGCCGAAUAUCUAAUCGAGAGAUGUAAAGCAGACAUCGAACAACCCGGUUCAGUGACAUUCGACGGAGAAACGAUAGAGGGCGCGCCUCCGUUGUGGUGCGCCGCGGCAGCUGGCCACCUGCCUCUGGUGAAGCUGCUGGUGCGCGCCGGGGCAAAUGUCAACUCCACAACGAGAACACACAGCACACCGCUCAGGGCAGCCUGCUUUGACGGCCAUUAUGAUAUCGUUAAGUUCCUAGUCGACAAUGGCGCCGACAUAGAAAUAGCAAAUCGUCACGGGCACACGUGUCUAAUGAUAGCGUGCUACAAGGGUCACAUCAGAAUCGCCAAGUACCUAUUAUCACUAAAUGCAGACGUAAACAGAAAGAGUGUGAAAGGAAACACAGCGCUACACGACUGCGCAGAGAGCGGCUCCCUCAAUAUACUCAAAAUGCUGUUAGGUCACGGCGCUACUAUGGACGUAGAUUCGUACGGUAUGACGCCACUCCUAGCAGCAUCAGUUACAGGACACACACAUAUAGUAGAACACCUUAUAAACGCUGAACAUGGACUAGUAACGAGACAACAGCGGAUUGAUGCGCUAGAGUUGCUCGGGGCGACCUAUGUAGACAAACGAAGAGACAUGGUCGGGGCGCUUGCAUUGUGGAAGAGAGCCAUGGAUGACAGAUUUCCCGCGGACGGUAGCGAACCUAUUCCUAAGCCGAAAGAUAUCCCACGCAUAGAAGCUUACGACUUUGCGGUGGAGCCCAGCAACGCGCAACAACUAGAGGAAAUACUCGCCGACCCCGACGGCAUGCGGAUGCAGGCUUUGGUCAUCAGAGAGAGGAUUCUCGGGCCGGCGCACCCCGACACGUCGUACUACGUGCGGUACCGCGGCGCGGUGUACGCGGACGCGGGCCGCUUCGCGCGCUGCCGCCAGCUGUGGCACCACGCGCUGGACAUGCAGCGCGCCGUGCUGCCGCCGCUGUCGCCGCUCACGCAGUCCUCGCUCUACUCCUUCGCCGAGCUCUUCUCCUACAUGCUGGCCGAGCGCGCGCGGCCCCCGCUGCGCGGCCGCAUCGUGCCGCCCGUCGCCUUCGACGACAUCGAGCCCGUCUUCUCCAAGGCGCUCGACGAGAUCCACCGCGGGACCGAGCUGCUGGACUCCAAGCUCAGCAUCGACCGCGAGCAGACGCUCAGCACGCUGCAGCGAGUGCUCGUCAUCUCGCUGCAUCUCGCCGCGCUCAUGGCCAGGCUGCUGGAGGAGCCCGACUGCACCGACGAAGUUUCCAGGAAGAUCCAUAAGGCUGUGUAUUCACUCGUCAAGUUAGAUAUUACGGUACGACAGGGGCGGUCCGCGCUGCACGUGGCGUGCUCGGCGGAGGGCGCGCGGGGCCGCGGGGGCCGCGCGUGGCUGGCGACGGAGCCGACGCCGCCGUCGCCGCCGGCGCGGCUGGUGGCGCUCAUGCUGCGGCUGGGCGCCGCGCCCGACGCGCGCGACGCCGACGGCAACACUCCGCUGCACCUCGUCUGCAAGCUGAACCCGUGCCCGGCGGAGGUGGUCCGCGCGUUGCUGGCGCACGGGGCGCACAUCGACGUCGUGAACUACGCGGGCGACACGGCGGAGCAGCUGCUGCAGGCGUCGGCGCAGAGCCUGGCCGCCAUCGUCAACCCGCUGCGGUACACCACGCUCAAGUGCCUGGCGGCGCGCACCGUCAAGAACUACCGCCUGCCCUACCGCCACGUGCUGCCCCUCUGUCUCUACUCCACCGUGCUCACGCACUGACCGUUCUACUCUUGUUUCGAUCCUUGUUUUAGCGAUUUGCGUUGGAACGAUACCUCUAUAUUUUAGGAUCUGUUUGAGGCUACCUAUUCUUUUAAUUCGUUGUAAUGCCGCCGAAUCCGUACCUUUACUUAAACUGCCAUACGAAAUAGACAUAAGGCAAAGGUAUGAUUCGGGUUUAUACUAAAAUUGAGAACGAAGGGGAGCUUAGAUUGUUAGUGUAGUCAAAGAUGCGAUGAACGUCAGUCUGCCGUCUAGCGUACAGUUAUUAUUGUUGGAAUGUCAGUUUUACCAUGAACUUGGUGUUACUCUGAUGUCUGUUUUGUCACAGUAUUUUAAAAUCGGUAGGUCAGCUCAAAAUGGAAUUUAUAUGUUACUAUGUAUUAUAUCAUUACUCUUUACUAGUAUAAACUUCAUAAUUCUGCGAAUUUAUGUUUUAUACUUAGUUUUUCUUUUGAAUUAACUCUCAUAGUUUAUAAAUUUUAAAUCUAUUAUUGUAUCGUAUUGUUUGAUUAUUAUUUUAUAAUUGUUUAGUCCAUUGACAGUAUAGAUGAAAGUACUAGAGCAUUAUUUUUGUACGUGUCGAAUGUUAAAAAUGUAACGUCCUUGUAAAAUUGGUAGUAUAAAAGGUACCAUUAAUAGAAAUAAAAUUUCAGUGCUGUGCCGUACGUGAUUUGAAUAGAUGUAAAAAUGUACAUUGGGAUAAGUAAGGAGAAAACUUUAAAUAUAAUAUAUAGUGUAUCUAUCCGCGAAAUUACUGUUGGCGCUUCGUGGCGCCUGGUACAAGAAGUAACGAUGCUCUAUAUUGUGGAUAAUACGUAAUAAACUCGUCAUUUAUCACACACAUUAUUUUAAUCAUUUUAUUCGAAGCUCAAAAUCAUAAUUGUUUUGUAUAAUGUUCUCGCAUGUAAAAUUUCGCAAUGAUUAUAAAUAGAUGAAGCUGACCAAUGGGAAUCCCAUUAUGUAAAUACGUUACAAGAUCUCGAAGAUAGAGCCAUAGCUAACUGUUUAACUAAAUAUCUUUUGAUUUACUAUUAUUUUGGACUGAAUGCAAGAUGACUUGAUCUGUUUGUAAUCGUUGGCGUGUCCGUGAUAUUUGCUUUUAUUAUUUGUCUGUGAGUGUGACGCCGGGUCGCCGCAUGGUUGGACUAGAGUCAGUAGCUCAAACAGCUCGAGUGGCAUCGACUUUAAUCCUAUCUCUAGUCCUCUAUUAUUUUAGUACAUCAUGGACUUGUUACACAAACAAUUUUAUUUUUACGUCAGUGAUCAUCGCUUUAUGCAUAUAUCAAUGUAAAAACAAAUUAGACGUAAGUAGGCAUAUUAGAAAUUAAUGGAGAUACGUAUAAAUUGGUAUUGUAUUAUAUUAGUAAAUUGGAUAACGACAAAGUAAACUAUUAGUACUGAAUUGUUAAACUGUUGUUGAAAUUUUAUAACAACGACGUUGUUCGCUACUUUGUGUGUAUUUCUUUAUAGUAUAUUGUAAAUUUAGUAAUACUGCGUGAUUAUAUGCUAGUUAUUUUUGAAAUUAAUAAAAUGCUUUAAAAUAUUCGUUGUAUAUUUUUCUCUUAGCUAGUUUUAAAACAAACAUCUACUCUGUGCGACUCGUACUCUGUACAAACGAGUCGCCACGAUAAAUUAUUCUGCAAUAAAUUUAUCACAAAAU